AUGGUGAUGAUCGUAUGCCUGGAUGCAGGUUACACCUAUGAGGAGUGUGCUUGCAGCAUUUUCCAGUACCACAACGAGACAGUGAACAUUCACACCCAUUUGCUGCCGGCAGUGGCGAUCAUUUUAUUGCUCUGCUCCGGCAUGCUGCAGCCAUGGCCCCUGGCCAGGGCUGCAUUCUACGAGAACAUCGCCGCCAUGCUGCUGUGCUUUGGCGGCUCCAUCGCCUACCACACCCUCAUGGCCCACCACCAGGACUACCACCGCUGGCUCCUCAUAGAUGUGUGCGGGGUGUUUGCGCUGCUGAUGUCGGGGGUGCAUCAAUGGUUGUACUGGGGGCUGUACUGCUACCCCUGGCUGCGCAGCAGCUUCAUAGCGGCCUACUACCUGUCGGCGGUUGGCUGUGUGGUGGCCGGGCUGCGCGCACAUUCGCAGAUGCAGCGCGCCGCUCCCAUGCUGGCGCUGUUUGGCGUCCGCGUGGCCUCCCUCGUUGUGCGCGCUGCCCUCAACUCGGGCUCGAUCGACGCAGUCAGGCAUUACGCGCUCACAGAGGUGCUGUCGUUUGCUGGAGCCAUGAUCAAUGUGCUGCGCAUCCCAGAGAAGUGGUUUCACGACCAGGAUGCUGCAGACAAGUGUGUCAGGAAGGCGGGCCCCUUUGACUGCUGGCUGAACUCACAUCAGAUCAUGCAUGUGAUGGUGGCCUUGGCAAUGCUGCACCUGCAUUGGGGUGCAGCAGAUGACUACCGCUUUUUUGUGUCCCACCCGGACCAGUGCUCCAUGCAUGCCAUGACAUGA
Molecule: messenger RNA, 792 nt
Organism: Coccomyxa subellipsoidea C-169
Lineage: Eukaryota; Viridiplantae; Chlorophyta; Trebouxiophyceae; Coccomyxaceae
Exons: 4
Coding region: 1-792 (263 amino acids)
Cellular component (GO): membrane
Molecular function (GO): signaling receptor activity
Source: RefSeq, a predicted model, not a curated record